Molecule: messenger RNA, 1497 nt
Organism: Xyrauchen texanus (razorback sucker)
Lineage: Eukaryota; Metazoa; Chordata; Actinopteri; Cypriniformes; Catostomidae
Gene: nipa1
Product: NIPA magnesium transporter 1
Exons: 5
Coding region: 160-1080 (306 amino acids)
Biological process (GO): magnesium ion transport
Cellular component (GO): membrane
Molecular function (GO): magnesium ion transmembrane transporter activity
Source: RefSeq, a predicted model, not a curated record
CGUCCCUUCUCUCAGCUCUAGUAUUUGCGUGCCUUUCCAGGCGAAUGACAAAGUCCACAACAUAACAAGCCUAAAUGGACUGCUCCAACACUAAUGUAACCAAAGUGUGAUCGGGUCUAUAGAUUGAUUUUACAUUCAUAAGCCCAACUUGUCAAAUACAUGGAAGAGGCCUCAUUCCCUGUCGUUGGUGUUGUGAUUGCUGUUGUGUCCAGUUUUAUCAAUGGAUCAACGUUUGUGCUCCAGAAAAAGGGGAUACUACGAUCCCGAAAAUCAGGUCGGACCUACCUGGCUGACUGUGUGUGGUGGUGUGGUACACUUGCAAUGAUUGUGGGACAGAUAGGAAAUUUUCUAGCAUACAAUGCUGCUCCAGCUGUUGUGGUCACACCCCUUGGAGCCCUGGGUGUCCUCUUUGGGGCCAUUCUGGCAUCCUGGAUACUACAGGAAUAUUUAAAUCUCAUUGGGAAACUUGGCUGCACAUUGUGCUGCUGUGGUUCAGUUGUGAUCAUCAUUCACUCACCCAAGUCUGAGAAUGUGACAUCAAGAGCAGAAUUAGAGGAGAGACUGAUGGACCCAGUGUUCCUAGUUUAUAUCUUAAUGGUGGUCCUGUUACUGAUCAUACUGAUUGGCUGGCUGGUUCCGGCUCAUGGAAGAUCCAACAUUAUGGUCUAUGUCGGCAUCUGUUCUCUCCUUGGGAGUUUCACUGUGCCCAGUAGCAAAGGUCUGGGACUGGCUGCUCAAGAGGCCUUCAGUGGGAUGUCUACACCUGAUAACAGAGCACUUUACCUCUUCCUGCUCUUGCUAGGGAUUCUCAUAAUCAGUAUUCUGAUCCAGUUCAUCUUCAUCAACAAAGCCCUGGAGAGCUUCAGCUCUAAUAUGUUUGAGGCCAUCUAUUAUGUGACUUUCACGUCCUGUGUCAUCCUGGCCUCUGCUAUUCUUUUUAGGGAAUGGACAGCACUUGGCAUUGUGGACUGUUUAGGAAUUUUGUGUGGGUUCAUCACGGUAUCUGUGGGUGUUGCCUUAUUACGCAUCUCUCAAGAAGCUACACUAGCUUGGAGCCAAACCAAAGCUAAAGGAGAGUGACCCAUUAGAUUUAAACAUGAAACAUUCGAUUUUUAUAUCAUUAACUGACAGGGUUGGUUUCACAGACAUACAUAUUAUAAAGGAGUUAACUAAAAUGAAUUUGUAAAAGAUAAUUAACCCUUGCAGAUAUCAAAUAAAAGGGCUUUAUUUGUCUGUGAGAAGGACUUAUGUGUCCCUUGAGAGGUCCUUUUUUUAUUGUAAAUUACAUUUAAAAAAACUUGAUUCAUAUUUUAAUAUGGAAAUUAUCUUCACUCGUCAGUUUUAACUCAUUGACACUUGCUUUUCAUUAUGAUGUUAUAAAUUAUUGAUUAAUAUUGAUGUACUGAAUUAUUAAUAUUGUAAGUGCCUACUGUGUUUUUUAUUUUAUUUAGUUGAAAUUAGGCAAAAUAAAGUGGUUGAUUGCUCACUGGAAAUAAA